AUGGAGCCAAGUCCAUCUAUGACGCUCGGCGGGCAAUACCUUGUGUUCACUUCCGUGGCGGAGCUGGAAUCUGACGCCAUUAUUGAAGCUCUCAGACCUAAACUCAAAACCCCUAUCUAUUCCAUCGGCACUGCAAUACCUAAUUACUUCCCUAUCCAAGGCGAUGGCGAUGAAAUUAGCUGCCCAGAUUACCUCACCUGGCUUGAUGCUCAACCCGCGAAUUCUGUGUUGUAUAUUUCUCAGGGAAGCUUUCUCUCACUUUCGGCUGGGCAGUUGGAAGAGAUCGUCGUCGGCGUCUGUGAAAGCGGAGUUCGUUUCUUCUGGGUGGCGCGUGAAAACACGGAGCGGCUGAGGGAGAGAGGCGGUGGUGGCGAGCAAGGGUUAAUAGUGUCGUGGUGUGAUCAGCUGAGGGUGUUGCACCACCGUUCUGUUGGCGGCUUUUGGUCGCAUUGCGGGUGGAACUCUACCAAAGAAGGGGCGUUCGCCGGCGUUCAUUUUCUUGCUUUUCCGAUAGCUCUUGAUCAGUUCACAAACUGCAAGCAGAUUGUGGAGGAUUGGAAGAUUGGGUGGAAGGUGAAGAAGGGGUGUGAUAAUGAUGGUAUAGUGAGAAGAAGAGAAAUUGCACAACUUCUGAGGAGAUUUAUGGGGUCUGAGUGUAAUGAAAGUAAAGAAGCAAUUCCGGUCAGGCAGGCAGCGAACCAGCAGAUCGGCUCAGUAGCAUAUUUCGUGAUAGAUGGACAUGGCUCCAUUUUCCGGCCGACGAACGUUUUCCGGUGA
Messenger RNA from Ipomoea nil (Japanese morning glory), 777 nucleotides. Its product is annotated as UDP-glycosyltransferase 87A2-like. Bases 1 to 777 code for a protein of 258 amino acids. The transcript has a single exon. Lineage: Eukaryota; Viridiplantae; Streptophyta; Magnoliopsida; Solanales; Convolvulaceae. Gene Ontology annotation, molecular function: UDP-glycosyltransferase activity. The record is from RefSeq and is a predicted model, not a curated record.